GUGGGCGGUCCCCGACGCCGCGGCCCCAGGCAUAUACCCCUCACCGCCCGGGCGUCCCGUCCUCCCCUCUGGCCUCGCGGGAUUGGCGGGGCGGGUCCGCGGCCGGGCCCGGGAGGGGCGGAGCCCGCGGGAGUGCGGGGAGGAAGGCCGCGCAGGGGUAGGUGGUGCCCGAACCAGGUCCCAGGAGGAGGUGGAGUGUCCGUGUUGGAAGGUGCGGGGACACUGGGCUUAGCGCUUUAUCCGGCGUUACCGCCGAGUCUUCAUCCGGAAACUGGCACCUCCGCUGUGACGGUGGAGGACACCGAAACCUCAGUAACUGCCGGAGGCAGACACACAGCGAGUGGUAGAGUCCUAAAUUGAAUUCCCACGCCGCCCUCUGCACGGCCUCGCCGCUGCACCCGGACGGGAAGUGUUUGCAAACGUCCUUUGAGUAUCUUUUGUCUCGGCUUUGUAUUCCUUGGCCCUCCGAGCGAAAAUACCUAGGUGGAUGGCCCAGCUCCUACCUGCUAGGUUGCGUAUACCUGAACCAGUCGCUACAAAUACAAAGCGAAGGGCUCCGCUGAGUGCCCCGCCCCCAGGGAGGGGGGCGUGGCCAUUAGCUGGAGUUGCCGAAUGCUUCGGGAAGCAGGCCGAUUUGAGCUGGGGGUGACCCGGAAGAUCAGUGAAAGGACGUUCCAGAUCUGGGGCGCCAAAGCAAAGACUCACAGGUGGGUGAGGAAGGGAGGUGUUUCCAGUUUUCUCUAACCAAAGGUCAUUUAUCUGUUUCCCCCCAACAGGCACAGAUCGCACCGGGAAGCUGAACACAGUCCUUUCAUGCUGCCGUGGAACGGGUGUUGAAAACCCAGAUAGCCGCAGGGAUGGGCAGGAUUCUGCCCUAUCCCUCAGCUCUACAUUUGAUGGCUGGGAUCCUGGGGAUCUUGUUUUCCUCUGACUGUUGGGAUUCCUGUUACCAUCAUAUGAAUUCUUCCCCCGGCCACAUCACCAUCCCACCAUCUGGAGUUGUGCUAAGGAAUCUGGGUUUAGACACCUGAGUAUCAAGUUCUGUCCCUGAGGAAUUCUCCGACCUUGGUGGACUGUGGACUCUGUUUGGGGUAUCUCUUUUUGGCAUGAUACUCUCCUGACAAAUCUGUACAUAACGUAUAGUAUUUCCAUUUCUGGAAACACCCUGCUGCCUCAAUUCAGAGCCAUCAAGCCUGUACCCGAAAGUGUCUCCCAGCCUUGGGAGCACCCAGGUUCAUUUGGACUCACUGUUUUUGUUUUUGUUUUUGUUUUUUUUUCCGGAAAUAUGUGGCUCUCAGCUCAGGCAAUGUCAAAACAGCCCAGGCCUACAGACCUCCCAGGAGGGCAGAACUUUUUUUUCUUACCCACGAAGCAGGACUCACGUGGUUGGAUAGGAGACCUUGUCUUUAUUUCUGGGAUCUUCCAUAUAAUAUUCACAUGACUCACGUGCCAAGUCAUUUAUGCUGGCGUGGCUUCAUUCCAGGUACCCUCCGCUCUCCCUUCCCCAGUCCCGAUGUGGCUGCCAGGAAUGGUCCCUGUGUCUGCAGCUGGCGUUGUCUCAAGAGGUAGCGACCUUUGGCGGGCAUGACCGAGGACUAAAGGUGUUUGGAAGCCUCUGGAAGGACUGCUGAAGGGUGCAGGGACACAAUGCUGGACAAUUAUGAGAAUGUGGUCACUCGGGGAUCCUUCUUACAGCUCUCCAUGAUGCCCCAGAAAGCUGGAAAUGACUCCCCUGGUGUUUCCAGCACAAGUGAAACGAAAAUGGAGAUAAGUGACAUGAGAGAAAAGUUUCUUACAAGUGUGACAAAGUUAGUAGAAAGCAAAAGUUACAACAGCAAGGUGUUUUCCAAAGAAAAGUACUUUCAAACAAUAAAGGAAGUCAAAGAAGCCAAGGAAAAGGGGAAGAAGUCAUCACGCGACUACCGCCGCGCAGCAAAAUAUGACGUGAUCUCUGUGCAAGGCACGGAGAAGCUAAUAGAGGCCGCUCACAGGGAACGUGAUCGAAUACGGUAUUACGUACAUAAGGAAGAGUUGUUUGACAUUCUUCACGACACACAUCUCAAUAUUGGACACGGUGGGCGGACACGGAUGCUCAAGGAGCUCCAAGGAAAAUACGGGAAUGUCACCAAAGAAGUCAUUGUCCUGUAUCUGACACUCUGUAAACAGUGCCACCAGAAGAACCCAGUGCCCAAGAGAGGUCUUGCGCCCAAGCCCAUGCCUUUUAAGGACAUCGACUCCAGAUGCCAAGUUGAAGUAUUUGACAUGCAGUCAAAUGCCGAUGGUGAGUUCAAGUUUAUUUUGUAUUACCAGGACCACUCGACCAAGUUUAUCAUCUUACGACCGUUAAGAGCUAAACAGGCCCACGAGGUGGUCAGUGUCCUGUUGGAUAUUUUCACAAUUCUCGGUACCCCUGGCGUGUUAGAAUCUGACAGCGGCGUAGAGUUCACAAACCAGGUUGUUGAUGAGCUCAAUGAGGUAUGGCCGGAGCUGAAGAUCGUCUGUGGUCAGCACCGCCCUGGCCAAGGCCAGGGCUCCCUGGAGCGAGCGAGCCGUGACGUCAAGAACAUGAUACGUGCCUGGAUGCGGAGUCACCGCUCACGCCGCUGGGCCGAAGGCCUGCGGUUUGUGCAGCUGGCGAGGAAUCAGGUGUUCGACGUUUCCUUGCAGCAAAGUCCAUACGAAGCGAUGUUUGGCUGUAAGGCCAAACUCGGCCUGUACUCCUCACACUUACCCCGCGAAACCGUGGCCGUCUUACAGACAGAGGAAGAGCUGGAAAUUGCGGAAAAACAGCUAGAAAGCAGCCUUUGGAUCAGGCAGGAAGAAAGGACUGAGAUGGGAGCAGACAGAUCUGACAUGGAUGAGGACAUCGAUCCCACGCCUCCGGAACCUACAGAGCCUGGCACCUCACAGGGGGCCCCAGGCCUCUUCUGCUGGUGAACGGGCGCCUGCUGGGUGCCGUCCAGCCAUCUGAGAACUGGCGCCAGAUUCCCCGGGGAAAGGAACAUGAAGGCUGCGCUCUCCACAGUCGCUCACGUUGUCCACGGCAGUGCUUGCAACGAGGGGAAAAGCGGGCCGGGUCCAUAACAAAUGACCACAAACUUGGCGGCUUAACAGGAACAUACCCUUCGGCAGCUCUGGAGGCCAGAAGUUCAAGAUCAAGGUGUCGGCAGGGCUUGUUGCUUCUGGAAGCUCGGAGAGAAUCCGUCCCGUGCCUUUCUCCUCUCCCUGGUGGCCGCUGGCAGUCUUCUGCGUUCCUUGGCUCCCUCGAGUCUCUGCCUCAUCUUCACGUGGAGCUUCACCUGGCCUUUCCCCCUCUGUCUCUCUGCGAUCUCCUUUUCUGUCUCUUAAAAGGACACCACGGCAUACCAACCCCAUGCCAUUGGAUUUAAGGUCCUCCCCAAUCAGGGAUGAUCUCCUCUCGACAUCCUCACCUUAAUUGUAUCUGCAAAGACCCUUUGUCCAAGUGAGCUCCAAUUCACGGGUGUUGGGGGUUUGGACUUGGACAUACCUUUCUUGGGACACAGUUCUACCAACUACAGCCAGUAGAAGAGUAUUUCUGCCUGCAGAACCUGAACCGAUGGGGUCUUAAGUGUGGUGCCCUGCGUACAUCUAGUACGUAUUCCUUCUGCCAAGCCCUCCUCCUCAGACAACAUCCCGAAAGGUGGGGGCAUCAGAGGAAGAGGUGUAGUGAGAAAAGAGGAGAGCGGCCACCUCGGCAUCUGAGCUCUAUUUCCUGCUUCAAGAACUGUAUGUGCUACCCCUGCUGUCACAAUGGCAUGCGCCAUUAAGAACUUGUGAUGGGGCACCUGGGUGGCUCCAUUGGUUGAGCCUCUGACUUUGGCUCAGGUCGUGAUCUCACGGUUCAACGCGGUUCGUGGGUUCAAGCCAGCGUCGUUUAUUUUUGGCUCUCAAAAAUAAAUGAACAUUGAAAAAAAAUUUAACGUGCAAAAAAAAAAAAAAAAGGAAAAAAAUGAUUUGUGAUAAAAGCGACAUUCCGCAUCUGUGGGGAGGAGUUAUAUUAUUCAGUUAAUGGUGCUGGAUCAGUUAGCUAUCCAUCAGGGAAAUGUGAAGCCUGAUUCUUCAGUGAAACACAAAACUAUAAAAAUAUGGGGGAGGGGAAAACGGAGGGUUUUUGUGAUCUCGGGAUGGAGAAAGCCUUUGCGAGCAACGCAUGAACUUCAAACGCCAUAAAAGAAAGUUAACCUACUUGCCCUAAUGAACAGUUCAAAUGGCUAUGGAAAAUAAUGCCAUUUGAAACAUGAAAAGAUAAAUGAUAUCGGGAGAAAAAAUUUGCAACACUUAAAACACGUAAAGCAUUGAUUUUUAAAAGCGUACUUAGAAAUUAUUAGUGAAAAGAGCAGCCAAUAGAAAGCGAGCAAAGGCUAACCACGGAAGACAAAUCAGCGGGUAGUUCUGCUUAAUGCCGUGCCUGCGUGUGGCUGUGGUGUGAUGGGAGACCCCGUGGCUUGGAAUUAGAUCCGGGCUGUCAGCUUAAUGUUUAUUUUGAGAGAGAAAGUGCCACGGGGGCAGAGAGAAUCUCAGGCAGGAGGAUUCGAUCCGGGGUUCGAUGCCACAACCGUGAGAUCACGACCUGAGCCGAAAUCAAGAGUCAAGACACUCAAUCGACUGAGCCACCCAGGCGCCCCUGGGCUGUCUGUUUAAAUGAAACAGACUCCAGUUAUUUGAAGGUUUUUACUUUUUCCAUUGUGCGCAUGGGAGAAGGGAGAAGUGCCUGGUGCUUCUAUAUUUAACAAACCUGACUGGUAAGGAGAUACAGUAAUUGCUACAUUAUUUUCAAGGCAGCUGUAUUCGUUUCCUGGGGCUGCCCUAACAAACGGGGGCAGGGGGCUGCUUCAACAACAGAAAUGUAUCGUGUCACAGUUCUGGAAGCCAGAAGUCCCAAGAUCGAGGUGCCAGCAGGUUUGGUUCCUUCCCAGGGCCGUGAGGGAGACUUCGCGUCUCUCCUAGCUUCUGGUAGACUCGAGUGUUCCUUGACUUGCAGAUGACAUUCUCUCUGUGCCUUCACAUUUGUGUGUGUCUGUCUCCCUCCGUGUCCAAGAGCCCCCGUCUUACGAGGACCCUGUUGUGUAGGAUGAGGGCCCACCCUAGUGAUGUCCUUUUAACUCCAUCUUCUGCCUCCUUAUUUGGAAUAAGGUCACAUUCAAAAGUACUGGGAGGUAUGACUGCAACCUUUUUGGGAGGGGUGAGGGGGACAGAGUUCAGCCUGUAGCAGCAACCAAUCAGAAGGACUAUCGAUUUCAGAGGUAGUUUUUAGGAGAUGUAGCAACAAUUUCUUAAGUCUCGGAAGGCUUACAAAGUCCCUGUGUUCAAAUAACACUUGCAAGAGCAGAUUAUUUUAGCAGAAAACAGAAAAAAGUUGAUAACCAGUUACCAACGUUCACACAAGUCUUGGUUUUGCACAGGAGAAGCUGAUGGAGAUUCUUAGGGAAGAUACCUUGUCCAACUGGAUUAUUUGGCUCAGUUUUAUGAUGCAACAUGGCACCUACCUCCACACCUAGUGGAGGGAGGGAACGUUGCCGUAUCUUUCGGAAACUCUUCGUUACUUACGAAGACUUGCGUUUUUCAGGUUUGUCUCUAGAAUUCCGUUAAGAGGCCUGUGAAAUUCAGUUUUACUAGAAAAUACAAUGGACAGUGGGCUAAAAAAAAUUCACUUAACAGCCUCUUGAACUCCAAGCUUAACUGUGAAACGGAGCAGGUAAUAAUCCCAACCUCAGGUGCUCACUGCCCCUGGUACUACCAUGGCGAGCCCUGAGUCCCAUACAGAAUUGCUGAAUCAGUAUGUCGUACACCUGAAACGAGUGUCACGUUGUAGGUUGAUGAUGCUUCAAUUAAAAAAGUAUUUGUGGGGGUGCCUGGGUGGCUUAGUCAGUUAGGCGUCCGACUUCAGCUCAGGUCCUGAUCUCACAGUCCGUGAGUUCGAGCCCCACAUCGAGCUCUGUGCUGAGAGCUCAGAGCCCGGACCCUACCGUCUCCCUCUCUCUCUGCCCCUCCCCCGCUCACUUUCUGUGUCUCAAAAAUAAACAUUGGAAAAAAAUUUUUUAAGUAUUUGUUGAACGAUAAUCCGCACCUCACAGAGCUGUGAUGAGGUUUAUAAGAGGGCAUUAUGGGUAUUUGUCGGCACAGGGCUCAGUGCCCAGCCCUUGGCCACUGUCCCUCUGCCUGUUAGCAUGCGUGGCCACAUUUCUCAAGCCACAGUUGGCCCUGGAGCACUGGCUCGGGAUCUCCUUCACCCUUCGAGGUCGAGUGCACCCCUGCAGCUCGCCUACCCUCGAGUUCAGAAGUGCGGUGGCAAAAGCUAUUCUGCUCAAGUACACUUCUGCCUUUUUGUGGGUUUUUAGGGGGGUUUUUUUUGGCAAGCUUUUUUGGUUUGUUUUUGGCAGCAAGAACAUUUAACAUGAGAUCUACCCUCUUGACAAAAUUUGUUAAGUGCGCAAUAUGCUAUUGUUAACUAGAGGCAAGAUAUACAGAUCUCUAGAAUGUAAUCAUCUUGCAUAACUGAAACUUUAUCCCCCCACUGAAUAGCAGCCCCCACUCCCCCUCCCCCCAAUCCCUGGCGACCACCGUUCUGCCCUCUGCUUCUCUGUGUGUGACCAUUUCGGGUACCUCGUAUAAGCAGAAUCAUGCAGUAUUUGCCUUUGUGUGACUGGCGUAUUUAAACUUAAUGCCCUCAAGGUUCAUCCACAUUGUCAACUAUGGCAGGAUGCUUCUUUUUGAGGCAGAAUAAACCACUGCGGGUAUAUAGUACGUUUCUCUUUAUCAUUCAUCCAUCGGUGGACAUUUGAGUUGUCUCCACAUCUUGGCUGUCUUGAAUAAUACUGCAGUGAACUUGGGCGUGCAGAUCUCUUUUUUCCAGAUCGUGAUUUCAACUCUUGGAUAAAUUUGUAGGAGUGGGGGCGCCUGGGUGGGCCAGUCUGUGCUGACAGCUCACAGCCUGGAGCCUGCUUCAGAUCCUGUGUCCUCUCUCUCUGCCCCUCCCCUGCUUCUCUCUCUCUCUCUCUCUCUGAAAAAUAAGCAUUUAAAAGAAAAUCUGUAGAAGUGGGAUUGCUGGGCAUAUGCUAUAUCUGUAUUUAAUUUUUUUAGGAACCUGCGUGCUGUCUUCCACGGUGGCUACACACAUCCAGUUUCUCUGCAUGGUCACCAACACUUGUUACCUUUUGGGCUUUAUCGAUAAUAACAUUCCUAACAGGGUGGGGUGAUACCUGCUUGUGGCCUUCACUUGCGUUUCCCUGGUGACCAGUGAUGUUGGGCAUCGUCUCAUAUACCUGUUGACCAUUUGAAUGCCUUUCUGGAGAAAUGCCUAUUCGAGUCCUUGGCCUGUCUUUUUAAUUGGGCUAUUAGGGAGGUUUUUUUGCUUCGAGUUGAAGGCGCUGCUUACAUCGUUUGGAUAUUAACCCUUUAUCAGAUAUUUUCUUCCAUUCCGUAGUUUGCCUUUUUUCUCAGGCCUCCGCUCUGCAGACACUUACGAGUUUGAUGUAGUCUCCCUUGUCUAUUUUUUGCUUUCAUUAUCUGUGCUUUUGGUGUCCUACCCAAGAAAUCACUGCCAAGUCCAAUGUCAUGAAGCGCUCCUUCUGUGUGUUCUUCUACGAGCUUUCUAGUCCCGGGUCCGAACAUUUACGUAUUUAAUCCAUUCGUUUCUGCUAUAUAUGGAUUUUUUUGAGAGAGAGAGUAAGCAGGAGAGAGGGGCAGAGGGAGAGAAAGAAUUAUUAAGCAGGCUCCACACUCAGCACAGAGCCCAACCCUGGGAUCAUGACUUGGACCCAAAUCAAGAGUCAGACACUCAAAUGACUGAGCCACCGAGGGGCCCUGCUCACUUCUGCUCUUAACAGAGAAAAAAAAACACAAAAGCUUAUUUUCCAGCAAGGCAUUCCUCCCAUGUGUGGAAAUGCUUUAAACAUUAGAAAGGGUUUCUAGAAAGCAUCACAGCUGCUAAAUGGUACGUGCUAUAUUUUACCCUCCCAAAGGUCACCAGGGUACCCCCAUUUCCUAGCCCGUGUCUCCUUCGCAGUCCAACCCAUCUUGACUUCUUUGGGAUGUUAAAUCCACUUCAGCUCUCAUCUCACCUUCUUUUUGGUUUCCAUGAAGUGGAACUCUAGUGGGUUUUGUCCUACUUGGGGUCACUCAUUCAUUCCUCCCUCGCUGCUACGCUCCUAUCCCCACUGAGAUCCUGUGCUCCAAAAUGCUGUAAAAGAUACACUGGGAAGAGCUUGUUGGCACAAACGUGGAUUUCAGUGGAGCAGUGCCAACCCCAAAAUGCUCACCUGACAGGAACAGGGCAAGGUUUUUACAGGGAAGUCACCAAAGCAAAGGGAAACAGUUAUCUCAGUGGUUAGGGCUUAAGCAGUUGCCUUAUCUGGGCUCCGUGGGAUGGGUUGCUCUUAAGUUUCACUUUCCUGGAUUUGAGCGCUUUGGCUCUGGCUUAAGUUUGGUUUGCUUAUGCGGUCUACCAAGGUGUUAGAGCCAUCCCCAGUCUAAUGGCCUCCUUGUUUGGACACUUUUAGCAAUACCCUCUGCGUUCCUGAAUUCUAUUAAUGGCGCCAUGGGGUCACCUAAGGUAGAAACUUCAGUCUCCCCAGGAACUCAUUCUUCCUCACUGCCCAUCGUCAAUCAUUGGCAGGUCAUGUUUUCCAGACAUGGAUGCAACCUAUGUCUAUAAUGCUUGCCCUUCUAGACCCCCGUCAAGAGAUAGAUUUUGUCGGGGCGCCUGGGUGGCCCAGUUGGUUGAGUCUUCGGCUCAGGUCAUGAUCUCAUGGUUCGUGAACUCAAGCCCCACGUCGGGUCCUGUGCUGACAGCUUGGAGCCCGGAGCCUGGUUGGGAUUCUGUGUCUCCCUCUCCCUCUGCCGCUCCCCUGCUUGCUCUCUCUCUCUCUCUCUCUCUCUCAAAACCGUAUAAACAUUUAAAAGAGAGAGCCUAGAUAGACCUGCCUUCCUGCCUUGACCGAGAAAAUAGAGAAGGAGUAGUGAUAUUUGUCUUCUGAGAUGAGGUCACAAAAAUACCACCUCCUUGUUUUGGAAUGCUCAUUCUUGGAACCCAAUCGCUAUGCCGUAAGGAAGCCCAAGCUCUUCCUGUGGAAAGCCUCACUUGGAAAGGAACCAACGUCCCCAGCCUCCAGCCCCGGCUAAGCUUAGUCAAUAGCCAGAACGAACUCUCCAACCGUGUGAGUAAGCCAUCUUGGGAAGAGGACCCUCCAGCCCCUCACUGAUCUCCCUCCAGAUGACGCCGUACGGAACAGAGACAAGCCCUGGCCAAAUUGCGGAUUCAUACGAAAAAUACGCGAUUGUGGUUUUAAGCUACUAAAUUUGCAGGUGGCUUUGUUACGUAGAAGUGGAUGGCUGAUGUACUAACCCUGAAGUGUCUCUUCAUUCCGUUACCGCCUCUCCAUUCCCACAGGUCAGGCCCCCAUCACCUCCUUCAUUAAGAGACAGUCUGCCUAACGAAUCUGUGGAAGUAAAGGCCUGCUCACAAUAAUAGUAAGCACGACUGAAUGCCAAUUUAGCUACAACGCUAAGCGCUUUGAAUAUAUGAUGUUAUUUAAUCCUUACAAUUCUACCAAGUGCUUUGAAGCUGAAGGAAUAAGUUUAAGCAGCAAAGUAACUUAAGGACCUAAUUCCUUUCUUUUACAGAGGAGGAAGUGAUGCUCAGAAAGGUUAAGAACUAGCCCCAAAUUCAAACCCAAGUCUUUCCAAGUCCAAGGUCAGGUCUUAAAUCCACCUUCCUUGCUCACAACUGGCUAGCGGCACCCGUUGCUUCUGGGAAAAUGACUUAAACCUAACUCUAAACUUGGUGUGCAAGGUGGGAAAGGGUGUGGUCCUAACUCGUACACAAUGUGUAGCUUUGGUGCUGUGGCAUGUGAAUUUUCCCGUUGCACUUGUCUUAUGCGGGGUGGUGGGAAGAAAGGCUGGCAGCCAGUCUAGGCACUGGCCCUAGUCACUUACACUUGCCAGGACUUGGCUUCCUCAACCAGAGAGAGACCAGGGGCACCUGGGUGGCUCAGUUGGUUAAGUGUCCGACUCUUGAUUUCACCUCGGGUUACGAUCUGACGGUUCGUGAGUUCGAGCCGUGUGUCUGUCUCUGUACUGACAGCGUGGAGCCUACUUGGGAUUCUCUCUCUCUUCCCCUCCCCUGCACACACACACACACACACACACACACACACACUCGCGCUCGCUCUCUCAAAUAAAUAAACAUUAAAAAAACAUAAAACAGACAAUUGAACCAGCUCAUAUUAGAGUUCUCUUCCAGCUCUGACUCUGUGUAACGUGGAAACUGGCCUCUUGUACGUUCGUGCUUCCUGCCUCUCCGAGAACCCCAACCCCUGAGCUCCCCGUCGGGGCUCAUGUCCCCACUUCUGGGAAAUGGCAGACUCAGAUGCUUUAGCAAAUGUUCUCCAUGUACCACUUUACCGGAACUAGCUUUAGGUCGGGGAAUAAAGUAUUUUCUGCAGCUCUCAGAGAAGACACUGUUCCCAGUGGUUUUGUGAAGCUAAGCUUUGGAGGAGGAAGGGAAGGAGCCCGAGAACCUGACUCACACACUUGCUUCCCAGCUCUUCUGCAUGGUUUUUGGACAUUAGUGCAACAGACCCUGAAAGCAGGGUUUGCCAAAGCCAAGUUCGGUCACUGUGUAGGCUAUUACCUCUGCACAGUUACCUUAACCUUUUCCUGUUCCGUGGCUUCGGGUUGUAGAAUUUUAAGGGGGAGGUUUCGAAGGGUUUGUUUUUAAAUGUUAUUUACACACCUUUCCGCUCGAUUUGUGAACAUUUUACAGAAGUCCGUUUAAAACCUGAGAUGCUUUUACAUAUGAAGGAGCAAGAAUCCUGGGAAGAGUCUUGUUCAGAACGUUAACCGAUGGCAGAAUCCCGGGAAUCGUCUUCUGAAUUUCGUCCAGAAUUCUACCCCUUUGAAUUUAUUGAAAUGUGGUUUCUCUUUUAGUUCCUGGUUCCUUUUAUUGUUUUGAUCUUGGCGCUAAUCUUUGUUUACCCAGGUUCUGACAUUUUUACUCCAGAAUUAAUUACCCCAGAUGGUCUACUCUCCUGUGUUUUCCAAGCAAACAAAGUGGGCAGGAAGUAGGAGUUUCCUGAGCAAACUGGCUUUCUGUUUUAGUCGGAGGCUUGGUCUUUUAGAAACUUGUUUAUUUUGUGUCUACUUUUGUUAUUUCUAAUUGAUAAAAAAAAUUUUUUUUUUAAUAUGGAUCUAGUUAGAUUUUACCUUUUUCCAUUUAAAAUUUAGUCUUAAUAUUUUGCCCUUUGCUUCCCUGAGUCUCCUUCGUAGUAUCCACCGUUGUGUUGAAUUUGAACCGCGACACCGGCUCUGUUGACGAGCUCCUCGCUCAAAAUAGCUUCUCCACACCUAGAACUUUGGCCUCAGAUUUCUGGUCACUUUGAGCCACUUCCCUUGACGUGACAACAUAAGCGAUCAGCAGGUGAGCUCUUGUGAGCCUUGCCUCUUGGGGUUUCGCACAGAUGGGUCACCCCUAGCUUUGGUGAGUCAUUCAGUGGCCCCCUCUCCCCUCCCCUCCCCUCCCCUCCCUUCCACCUCAGCACUGAGUACAGCAGUACACCGUUCUCUGAAGGACAUCACCUCUCUUUCCGCCUUCCUCCUGAUGCGAUGGCAGGAACCCCGGAAAUGGCUGCCUUAAAUGUAGGGACCCUAGGAUCUGGCCUCCACGCACAACCCAGAUCACCAGGAAUAACCCAGUCCUGAAACACUGCCCCUCUGCCCGAACCGGGAUUGGGCCGGGCCGGGCGCCGGGAAGCUUCUCCAGAUGCAGCCACUUUCUGUGGCAGGAAGAGGGCCUCCCCGAGAUCUGUCGUCAGGCUCGGCUUGUCCUCUUCCAUCCCUCCUCACACCCUCUACUCCCCUGGCCUGUCGCUUUCAUCCAGCCCUCCAGUGUCUAGAGACACAACUGUGUGCCAGGCUCACGCUCGUCUUCGGAGGCACCGUCCCGUAAGCGGUCAUGGUAAUGCGCCCGGUGCCGAAAUGGAGACCCGGCAAAGACGUCUGGGUCUGUGAAGGGCUGCUCAGUGCACGCCCCGCACAGAGGCCAUGUAAGCGGAGUGUGGAAAAGAUGGUUUGCAGCUCGCUCACCAAUGUUCUCCGUUCCGCCCACUUUGGAUCAGAGGACUUCUUACAGGAGAAAUACGAUUGGCCGGAGGCCACCUUCACCCAGUGAUCAAGUUAACACCCCCGCCCCCGCCCCCGUAUUCGUACAGCACCACAACAUUUCCAUGCUGUUUCUACCCAAAA
This is a messenger RNA of Panthera uncia (snow leopard), 12261 nucleotides long. It is a transcript of the gene KRABD2, whose product is annotated as KRAB-A domain containing 2. The transcript has 3 exons. Lineage: Eukaryota; Metazoa; Chordata; Mammalia; Carnivora; Felidae. Gene Ontology annotation, molecular function: nucleic acid binding. Gene Ontology annotation, biological process: DNA integration. The record is from RefSeq and is a predicted model, not a curated record. The coding region runs from base 1648 to 2937 and encodes 429 amino acids.